CCCCAAAGCUCUUGAGCUCAUUUACUCAAAUCAUCAUCAUCUAGAUCUCCCUAAGCUAUUCAAGUUAUUUUAAACUUCGUUCUGAUUCAUUCCACCUAUGAUGGAUUCGCGUAACAGUGACGCUGGAGACAACCAACCAGCAGUUCUCAAGGUCAUCGACCUUUACGCUCUCCAGAAUGGCAUCAAAGAACAGAAGACCUUGCUUUUCGAGGCGGCUAUCACAGACGGCUUCUUCUACCUUGACCUUUCCCACAGUUCGUUCCGAGGUAUUCUAGACAGCGUGGACACCGUUCUCGACCUUUCCACCAUCAUUUUCAACCAUGAUGAUGAAACGAAGAGACUUUUCGAUGUAGACUUGAUUUCGUCAAUGAAGACCAACGGAUACAAACCUAAGGGAAGAAACAUCGUUAGUAAGGACGGGGCCAGAGAUGGCUUCGAAAGCUGGGCUUUACCCCGGAAUGGUCUACUCAGAUUGACAGAAGAGCCAUUCCCGCAUACGCCAUCUGUCGCAGCCCGUAUGCAGUCGCUAGGCUUCCUCUUACGCGGCCUUGGCAACGCAGCACAAACCAUCUUCAAGUCCCUCUCCAACACGUUGUCUCUUGAGCCAGGGCAGCGCUUUGAGGAUUUUCACGAUCCAAGUCGUCCAUCGACAGACAUCCUACGCCUCCUAAAGUACCACAGCACCGUGACACCCAUUAGCGAGGGCGCCUCACCGCAGACGCCGCACACGGACCUGGGAAGUCUAACUUUUGUCUUCUCCGCAACGCCUGGGCUGCAGGUACUCCCCCAUACAAGUGCGGCCGGUCAAAAGCCAGGGGCACCGCAGGAUUCGGAUUGGGUCUUCGUUCCUCCUCGGCAGAACUGCGCUGUGGUCAACUUUGGCGACUGCAUGACCAUGCUCACAAGCGGGCUUAUCAAGAGUGCCCUUCACAGGGUCGCACCCCCGCCCGGAAUGGCUAUGGAUGAGCGCUUCAGCUUUGCCUACCUCAUGCGGCCCGAGGAUGACACUCUCCUUCGCCCGGUUGAAAGCCCUCUCAUCCUUAGGACUUCGUCGUCUUCGGAGGAUAGUCUUUCAGAAUACGUGACGAGUCGGGAGUGGGUUCUGAGAAAGUUCCAUGCUCUUCGUGGGGCUUCUGGUUCUGCCCCAGGAACCGAUACAAUGAAUAAUGAAGUGCCAGCCCAUACCGAUCAAGUGCUUACAGGGGGCCGAGCCAUUAUAGUUUAGGCUGGUGAAUAGCAAGAUGAGGUUCUGUUCUAUAGUCGUUUGCACUGAAAUCGAUCACUCGUUCGUUGAUAUCUCACGUCUCACGAGAACUUCAGGAAGAGAAUCAAAUACUACGUUGAGCGCCCAGGG
Molecule: messenger RNA, 1354 nt
Organism: Diaporthe batatas
Lineage: Eukaryota; Fungi; Ascomycota; Sordariomycetes; Diaporthales; Diaporthaceae
Exons: 2
Coding region: 98-1225 (375 amino acids)
Molecular function (GO): dioxygenase activity
Source: RefSeq, a predicted model, not a curated record